UCCGCGAAGAUGGGGUUCAUGGGGGCCAAGCUGUUCCCGUCGUGCGAGAGCAUGUGCGUGUGCUGCCCGGCGCUGCGCCCCAGCUCGCGCCGCCCCGUCAAGCGCUACAAGAAGCUGCUCGCCGAGAUUUUCCCCAAGACCCCCGAGGGCUCUCCAAAUGAGAGGAAAAUCAUGAAGCUGUGUGAAUAUGCUGCCAAGAACCCCCUGCGUAUUCCAAAGAUUGCCAAGUUUCUGGAACAGAGGAGCCGCAAGGAGCUGCGCGCUGCUCAUGUGAACUACGUCAAAAUUAUCACUGAAGCCUACAGCAAGUUACUCUUCAUUUGUAAGGAGCAGAUGGCAUAUUUCGCUGUCAGCCUGGUGAACGUCCUAACUGACCUUCUGGAAAGCAAGCAAGAGAACAUUCAUAUUCUUGGAUGUCAAACUUUAGCCAAGUUCAUUUACAGCCAGGUAGACCACACAUAUGCACGGAACAUUGAAGGCUUGGUCUGCAAAGUGUGUGCACUUUCACGGCAACAGGGAGCGGAGCAUAAGCUUCUGCGGGCAGCAAGCCUGCAGUGUUUAUCAGCAAUGAUCUGGUUUAUGAAGGAACAUUCAUACAUAUUUGCUGAGUUUGAUGAGAUGGUGCAAUCAGUCUUGGAAAAUUACAGGAUGGAGGAAGCUGCUGGUGACGAUGACAGACAAGCAUCACAACAUAAUUGGGUUGAUGAGAUAGUCAGGCGUGAGGGUAGAGUUGGCUUAGGUGGAGUUAAUGAUGUGAAUAUCCGUGGUUCAAGUGCUACUGUUAGACCGCGGUCAGCAAGGGAUUCUUCAGCUCUGACCAGGGAGGAGCGUGAAUGCCCAGUCGUAUGGUCGCAUAUUUGCGUUGAGAAGCUUGCAGAACUGGCCAAAGAGAGUACAACUAUGCGGCGCAUCCUAGAUCCAAUGCUUUCUUACUUUGAUAUGAAGAAACAAUGGGCUCCUCGGCAUGGACUGGCUUUACUUGUCUUGUCUGAUAUGUCUUGUCCAGGGAAGAGUUCAGGCAACGAACAAUUGAUUUUGACUGCUGUCAUCCGGCACCUGGACCACAAGAAUAUUUUGCAUGAUCCUCAGACCAAAUCUGAUAUUAUUCAGACAGCAACAUCUUUGGCACAACAGCUGCGAUCACAAGGUGUUGUUCCUGAACUUGCAGUAGCAGGUGACUUGUGCAGGCACUUGAGGAAAACACUAGAGGCCUUGGAGUCAGCCAGUGUUGAGGAGCUGAACCUGAAUGAGUCUCUUCAAAAAUUCCUGGAGGGCUGUCUUCUUGAAGUUGUUAGAGGAGUUCAUGAUGUGAGGCCACUCUAUGACAUGAUGGCAAUUACGUUGGAGAAUUUGCCUUCUAUGCCUGCUGUUGCAAGAGCGAUUAUUGGCAGUUUGCUGAUACUUUGCCACAUAAUCUCUUUAACAUCAGUAUCUUCAAACUCUCCUAUGCAGGUGUUUCCAGAAGCACUCCUCCAGCAGAUACUGAAGUCCAUGGUACAUCCAGAUGCAGACACUCGUGUCGGGGCGCAUCACAUAUUUUCCGCUGUUAUUGCCCAAGAUCCAAGCCAUCAGAGGGGUGACUCAGAGUACCUAUAUGAAACAAAAAAGUGGCAGUCUCGAGCUACAUCAGUAUUUGCUUCAGCUACUGCUUUACUUGAGAAGUUAAGGAGAGAGAAAGAAUGUUUAUGUUCAGAUAAGCCUGGAAAUACGAUGCAUGAUGAUGGAAAGGAAAGAAACAUGCAUGAAGAGGAUAAUAAACAUGUUUGGGCACGGAAAAGUCCAGCGUAUUUUUCAAAGUUGGUCUUCUCUUUCGUCGAUCGAUGGGCAACACUAACUAAUUCUGCAGAGGAAACCAAGAUCGUCCUGUUGACUGAAGAUCAAACAAAUCAAUUGCUGUCUGCGUUCUGGAUACAAGCCACUCAGACUGAUAACAGUCCUUUUAAUUAUGAGGCGAUUGGUCACUCGUACAGCCUCACGGUUAUUUCUUCCCGCCUUAAGAAUUCAAGAAACAGUAAUAGCAUUCAGUUCUUCCAGUUGCCUCUGUCCCUCCGAAGUAUUGCCUUAACCCCAAAUGGGGACCUGUCCCCUUCUUGCCGGCGGUCUAUUUUUUUCUUAGCGACCAGUAUGCUUGCUUUUGCUGGAAAAGCCUGUCAUGUUACCGAAUUGUCAGAGUUGCUAAGGUGUUUUACAGCAUCCAAUAUUGAUUCUUAUCUAAGAAUUGGUGAAGACUUGCAACUCUAUGUAAGGUUGCAGUCGGAUUUUGGCAACUAUGGUUCUGAAAGCGAUCAAGGCGUUGCUAGAUCUAUACUUUCUGAUUGCAGGAAGAAAGUGGGGAUAAAUGACCAGCAGGUGCUUGAUGUAAUUGCUGGCGCACUUUCUAAUUUAACUGAGAAGGAUAAGAAUGUACUGGUGAAGGAGCUAACAGAGAUGUUUACUCCUGAAGAAGUGCCCUUGUUUGGGUCGAAUUCUGGCCUUGACUGGGCCAACUUUCAUGCACAGGCAUUCUCUGAUGAAUCCCUUUCUUUUGAUGAGGAGUGUUCAAGAACCUCUUCGGUAGAUGGUGGAUUCCACGAGUCACCAGUUACAAACACUGCUAGCUCCAUAUCCAAGAUUACUCUACCGCAAUCUGCUCCCUGUGUCUUGGGUGUUGGUCAGUUGCUUGAAUCGGCGCUACAUGUAGCUGGCCAGGUUGCAGGUGCAUCUGUUUCUACCUCUCCCCUCCCGUACGGCACAAUGACUAGUCAAUGCGAGGCCCUUGGAUCAGGCAGUAGGCAGAAGUUAUCAAGCUGGCUUGUGAAUGGCCACAGCUCGACCCCAGACAAUCCUGUGCCAAGCCUUCCUGCUUCCCAGCAUUUCAUUACUCCCAAGGUAAAAUUGUCUGAUUUUGAGAUCAACCGCACGUCAUCAGAGCCAUGCUCGAUGGUGAAGCUUCCACCCGCCAGCCCCUUCGACAACUUCCUAAAGGCGGCUUAUCGCACCCAGCAGGAGAUGUGAUCUGCCUUGGGGGGAUCGCAGCUAACCAUGUCGAGAAGAGCGUUAGACUUUAGUAUCUUAGCAUUGAGAUCUAGUUUGUAUUAAAAGACUUGGCUGCCUAGCUGCAAGUAACGUGGUAUGUUAGUUGAUGUAGCGUAUGUAUGAUCCUGUGUAUCUAUCUCUAUGUAAGCGUGUGUGAUCAUGUGUAUCUCGAAGUACUAGAUGUCUGUAACCUAGAUGUUAUGUAUGUUGUCUGUAGGGAGAGAAAACAUGUACUGCAAACUUAUUAUGUAGUCUACCAGUACUAAUGUUAUGGCCUAUGAGCAUC
This is a messenger RNA of Lolium rigidum, 3301 nucleotides long. RefSeq names its product protein SEMI-ROLLED LEAF 2. Lineage: Eukaryota; Viridiplantae; Streptophyta; Magnoliopsida; Poales; Poaceae. The transcript is spliced from 19 exons. The record is from RefSeq and is a predicted model, not a curated record. Bases 10 to 2994 code for a protein of 994 amino acids.